CACCCGCACGUCCGUCCAUCCGUUCGUCCGUCCGUCGAUCCUUUCGUCCGUCCGUCUCCGUUGUGGCGUGUACGGUGCAGCGUUUACAGCCGGACGUUCGUGAGAUGUGCCUGCCUGUUCGUCGUCGCAACUACGUCGCGGGGUCUCCUCCUGUCGUCGGACGGCGCGACAGCGUGAAAAUGGCGGUGUGAAGAGAUGGCAGGACGCAGAUCGACACUGUCGAAUGCGGCGGACUCGCUGCCGUGCUCGGGCGGCGGCAGCGGAGGCGGCGGCAACGACCCGCUACGCGAGCUCUUUGAGGCCUGCAAGACCGGCGAUCUCGCCAAGGUGAAGGCGUUGGUCAAUCCGAAGACGGUCAACGCCCGCGACACUGCCGGACGCAAGUCCACCCCCCUGCACUUUGCAGCUGGAUAUGGUAGAAAGGAUGUAGUAGAAUUUCUUCUCUCUGCUGGUGCGUCGAUUCAAGCACGCGACGACGGUGGUCUGCAUCCGUUACACAAUGCAUGUUCCUUUGGACAUUGCGACGUUGUGAGAUUACUUUUAGAGGCAGGAGCAAGUCCAAAUACGAGAGACAACUGGAACUUCACACCUUUGCAUGAGGCGGCGAUCAAGGGUAAAAUAGACGUAUGUAUUACUCUGCUACAGCAUGGAGCAGAUGUAAACAUUAGGAAUACAGAAGGAAAGACUGCAUUAGAAGUAGCGGAUGUCUCUACAAAACCGGUACUAACGGGAGAAUAUAGAAAAGAUGAGCUCUUAGAAGCGGCUAGAUCCGGGAAUGAAGAAAGAUUAUUACAGCUACUAAAUCCUCUUAAUGUCAAUUGUCACGCCAGUGACGGAAGAAGGUCUACGCCGCUACAUUUGGCGGCUGGAUAUAAUAGAUCUAGGGUUGUACAGAUUCUUCUUCAAAAUGGCGCGGAUGUGCAUGCCAAGGAUAAAGGAGGUCUCGUACCGCUUCAUAACGCUUGUUCAUACGGUCACUUUGAAGUAACCGAAGCGCUUCUGAAACACGGUGCCGCCGUUAACGCUAGUGAUCUCUGGACAUUCACUCCGUUGCACGAAGCCGCGAGUAAGUCUAGAGCAGAGGUCUGUUCCUUACUAUUGAGCGAGGGCGCGGAUCCGACGCAAUUAAACUGCCAUAGUAAGAGCGCCAUCGACGUGGCGCCGACCCUCGAAUUACAAGAAAGACUAGCAUACGAAUAUAAAGGUCAUUGCCUAUUGGACGCCUGCAGGCAGGCAGAUCUUACUAAGCUUAAAAAAUAUCUGUCGCAAGAAAUCGUUAAUUUCAAACAUCCUUAUACCGGUGAUACACCGAUGCAUUGCGCAGUGGCGUCCCCAUACCCGAAGCGAAAGCAAGUUAUCGAGGCCUUGAUUCGAAAGAAUGCUGCCAUGAAUGAGAAAAAUAAAGACUUCCUUACGCCGCUUCACGUAGCGACUGACCAUUCGCAUUACGAUGCGAUGGACAUAUUGCUGCGGCAUAAUGUGAAAGUCAACGCGCUAGAUGGCUUAGGACAAACUGCGCUGCACAGGUGUGCUAGAGAGGAUAAUGUACAAGCUUGCAGAAUACUUUUGUCGUAUAAUAUCGACCCUUCAAUAGUAUCCCUUCAAGGAUACACUGCGGCACAAAUUUCCGCCGAGAAUGUAUUGAAAAUAUUGCAAGAUCCACCAAAUGGAACCGACGAUGUGGAAGCGCAACUGUUAGAGGCGAGCAAAUCGGGCGAUCUUGCUGCAGUAGAAAGAAUUUUGCAAGCCAAUCCACAUGCUGUGAAUUGUCGCGAUUUGGACGGGAGACACUCGACUCCGCUGCACUUUGCAGCGGGUUUUAAUAGAGUGCCGGUUGUAGAGUAUCUAUUAGCACAUGGCGCAGAUGUGCAUGCCAAAGACAAAGGUGGAUUGGUUCCUCUCCAUAACGCUUGCUCUUACGGCCAUUACGAGGUUACGGAAUUAUUAGUAAAACACGGAGCAUCUGUGAAUGUUGCCGAUCUAUGGAAAUUUACGCCGCUUCACGAAGCUGCUGCCAAAGGCAAAUAUGAAAUAGUUCGAUUACUACUGAGACACGGAGCUGAUGCCACUAAAAAGAACAGAGACGGCGCGACGCCAUUAGACUUGGUAAGAGAUGGCGAUCAAGAUGUAGCGGAUCUCUUACGCGGAAAUAGUGCUCUUUUAGACGCGGCGAAGAAGGGCAACUUAGCCAGAGUUCAGAGACUGGUUACGCAAGACAACAUCAACUGUCGAGAUGCACAAGGACGCAAUAGUACUCCAUUACAUUUAGCCGCGGGAUACAAUAACUUGGAAGUUGCUGAAUUCUUGCUUGAGCGUGGAGCCGAUGUAAAUGCACAAGAUAAAGGCGGUCUUAUUCCCCUGCAUAACGCGUCGAGUUAUGGUCACUUGGACAUUGCAGCCUUGCUCAUUAAAUACAAUACUGUGGUGAAUGCAACUGAUAAAUGGGGAUUCACGCCGCUGCAUGAAGCUGCGCAAAAGGGUCGAACGCAACUGUGUGCCCUUCUGCUUGCUCACGGUGCCGAUCCCUUUCUGAAAAAUCAGGAAGGCCAGACUCCGGUGGAUUUGGCCAGCGCAGAUGAUGUAAGAUGUUUAUUGCAAGAUGCUAUGGCUUCUCAGCAAAUCGUCCCAUCGGUACCAUCUGGCAACAUAGUGAACAGUGCUGGUAGCAAUUCCAUUAACAGUAGACCACCCAGUAUUGUAUCUGUUCCUGUUACACCGCCACCGCCCCUCACUCAAGAAACAGUCAUUAUGCCAUCUGGUGCAGCCAUGAUUCUAUGCGUGCCAUUGGCUCGCCCGACGUCGUGUCUGAGUCCAAUGCCGCCGAGUGAGCCAUGCUCCGAGAAAGAAUCUAAAGAUAUGUGUAAAGAACACAACAAUACUAUCACAACCGUUGCCGGUUUUCUGCAAAGUCUUGGUUUGGAACAUCUACUUGAACUAUUUGAACGCGAACAAAUCACUUUAGAUAUAUUAGCAGAAAUGGGUCACGAGGAUUUGAAGCAAGUUGGAGUGUCGGCUUACGGUUAUAGACAUAAAUUAAUUAAAGGUAUGGAUAAGCUGCUCAACACAGCGGCAGGUUCCCUUUGGCAACCUUCCAUAAAUCCCGGGACAUUGUUAGUGGAUUUAUUAGCAGAAGACAAAGAAUUUUUGGCUGUUGAAGAGGAAAUGCAAAGUACUAUUAGACAACAUAGGGAUAACGGUCAUUCCGGUGGUAUCUUCUCUCGAUACAACAUAGUCAGAAUUCAAAAGGUUCAGAAUCGCAAGUUGUGGGAGCGUUAUGCCCAUAGAAGACAAGAAGUAGCUGAAGAAGUCGGCGCUGCCGCUCCUGCUUCUCCUAGUACCGGACCUAGGGGUACUUCCAGCUCUACAGUAUCACAGGCGAACGAAAGAAUGUUGUUCCAUGGUAGUCCAUUUAUCAAUGCUAUCGUUCAGAAAGGCUUCGAUGAGCGGCACGCAUAUAUCGGCGGAAUGUUCGGCGCUGGCAUAUAUUUUGCAGAACACAGCAGCAAGAGUAAUCAAUACGUCUACGGUAUAUGUGGCGGUACUGGAUGCCCCGCACAUAAAGACAGAAGCUGUUACAUUUGCCACAGACACUUACUGCUCUGUAGAGUUACGCUUGGUAAGUCGUUUCUACAAUUUUCGGCAAUGAAAAUGGCACAUGCCCCUCCCGGCCACCAUAGUGUAAUGGGUAGGCCGUCGCAGGGCGGUUUGGUAUUCCCCGAAUACGUUGUCUACAGAGGUGAACAAGCAUAUCCAGAAUAUCUUAUCACGUACCAAAUUGCGAGGCCUCAACAGGAAAGCGGCGGCAGCGAUGGCGUUGAGGAACGGUGAUCGGAAGAGCCGGGUCCUGCGGCGCGAUUGCGCAGCCUCUGUUGCUGUCAGAGGUCGAGGGCAUGCGGCGCAUUGUCGCGGACAUAAAAUUUAAACUUGCUUCGAACUUGAUUCGUCUAACAUCAGUUCUUCCAUUUUUAAACUGACUAAAAUAGAAUUUACAGAAAAUAACAGUAUGUGUGUGCGUACGUAUGUGAUCGAAAUAUGCAGAAUAUUUUAUUCCAAAAUAAUAUCCAGUCUUACUACAAAAAAGAUGACGUUGUAAUAGCUUAUUUCUAGCAUUUAAACGUAAUAUUCGAGAUCAAUCCAAUCGUCAGAUGAUGAAAAGAGAUACAAUAUUAAUUAUGUAUAUAUUCAUACUGAUACAGUGUGCAUCUCUUACAUCAAAUUUGAUGUGUCGACUAGAGUGUGUUCCUAGGAUUAGUCAGUAUUAAAAGUGAUCACAACAUACUCGUAUACAUUUGUAUACAUAUGAAAAAAUUUAUUUAUAUCAAUACCUGUUUCAAUUUAAAAAAAGGCAAAGAUGAAAGCAAAUUUUGAUCUUGAAAGUAUAUAAAAUCGAAGGGGAAUGUAAUUUACUCACCGUCUCUCAUACAUGAAUAUAUAGUAGCUUGUAAAUUAAUCUAUUUGAUAUGUUCAUUAUGGGUAAAGUCUGCAAUGUGAUGAAAUAUAUAUUUAUAUGUACAAACAAAUGUUUUUUUUAAUACGGAAUGAUAAUAUAUUUACAAUUAUUGUAACAUUUUUUGCAUUAUAAAUAUAAUUUUACGGUUUUAUUUUGACAACCGCAAAUCAACUGAGAGAACUACAUUUAUGUCCGUUAUAUAUGUUGUAUUACUCUCUUCAAGUAGUACGAAGUUUUUCUAUUUAGUUACAGACACAAAUCUUUUGCAUUUCGGACUUUACUUGCGAUAUGUAUAAACUUAUAACUUCGGUAUAUAAGUAUUACAUAAUGUAAAUAUUUGAUUAAUUUACUCUCUUAUAGUUCGUAAACAUAAUCAAUGGGGUUCCUAUAAUUUGAUAGCUUUCAAACUGUAUAGUCUUUUUUUUACCAAGAUGAUAUAAUAGCUAUUUUAUUAACGAUCUGUUUUCGAAAAAAAAUGGUAUCGGGAUAUUACGAAUCGUUAAAAAGAAAAAUCGUAUUCCCGACGCCGAGUGACGCAUUAGCUGCAAAUCAUCAUGACAGUGAUUGACUAUUUAUAAAGUACCAAAUAUAGUUGAAUUAAUUUGACUUCGGGAUACGUAAUGCUGUUUAAAGGACAACUUUUUUUAAAUGCGACCUUGAAGGAAAAUCUCGAAGACAAUUUCUUGAUCUCAUUAAAACGCCGUCUUUAACGUCCUCGUUCACGACACUUUUGAAAUUAUUUCGUCAUAGUUAUAAAGAGAAAAAACUACGCAAAUAUAUAAAAUAUGCAUAAGAAUAAUACAAUUGUGUGUAGAUAGCGGAAAAUGAACACCAUUUACAGCCACAAUUGCUAUAGUCUUAACACUUAUUCUCGGUGAUGGUGAUCUUUUUUUUCUGUGUUUUAUGUACGAUGUUCACUUUAAGCCAAGCGCUACCGAUUGUCUGUGACUGUACUAGACAUGGACUAGCAGCCAAUGACUUCUUCGCUCUGUUGUAUCUGUUCUUAAAAUUGAUUGCGAUAUUUUCAUGUAAGGCAGAUAUGCAACAAAGCCGGAGUAAUACUGAAGUGCAUAUACAUAUUACCACUGUGUUCUAAUUGUAAGAGAACGAGAGACUUAUAAAAAAAUGAUUUUCUUUAAUUGUUAAUA
Messenger RNA from Solenopsis invicta (red fire ant), 5598 nucleotides. RefSeq names its product poly [ADP-ribose] polymerase tankyrase (gene Tnks). Lineage: Eukaryota; Metazoa; Arthropoda; Insecta; Hymenoptera; Formicidae. Gene Ontology annotation, molecular function: NAD+ poly-ADP-ribosyltransferase activity; protein binding. The transcript is spliced from 12 exons. The record is from RefSeq and is a predicted model, not a curated record. Bases 196 to 3828 code for a protein of 1210 amino acids.